AUGAAGCUCAACGGAGGCGUCGUGUUUCUGCUGUUCCUGGCGUCGCUGCUCCUGUGCACCGCGGAACUGGAGAGUGGCUCGAAGAAACGCGGUGACAUCACGCAAAAAUCCAAUUCCAAUGAGGAGACGGAGGAGGAAGUCGCCGUGGAGGAUAUGGAGAAUGCCUUCGAGCAGCUGCGCGAGCUCAGUGCCCUACGUGAUACGAUAUUGAAACUGGUACCAGCGUCCGAUCCUACCUACGACAAAAUCAGCAAACAAACCGGCAGGAAGGACGAAGCGGAGAGCAAAACAACGGAGACUGCUAGCAAGGAGCCCUUGGAGAGUCCGGGAACGAGAAACGUAUGGACAAAGACCAUGAUAGCCGAGACAAAGGAGAUGGAUCCUUUGGACAUAAGCGGUAGACAAUUGGAUGAUGAUGAUACCGAGCCCUGGGAGGAGCAGGAAUUGUACAAACUACUCGAGGAGGAUAUCCAAGAGCUGUUGACACCGGAGCAAGAGGCAGCUGAGCAACUGUUUAAGAAUGCACAAAACAUCUUAAACGCGAUGCGUGCUAACAAAACUGAAGGUUACGGAUUGCUGAUCGAGGCAGCCAAGGCAGGCCAUCGAGAGGCCAGAUCUAUAUUGGCAUGGGCGAGAUUACUCGGAUCUCGUUUGGGUCCCACCUAUCUGCGAGUGUCUAUCGAUGAUAUACCUAGUAUAUUUGACAUAUUCAAAGAGCUCGCGGACACUGGUCUCCCAUCUGCUCACAUGGGACUAGGAUUUUUGUACGCGACUGGUAUCGGCGGUGUUAACGCGUCGCAAGGGAAAGCCUUGCUUCAUUACACGAUAGCAGCUCUUGGCGGGAACACUCGGGCGCAGAUGGUCAUGGGAUACCGUCACUGGGCCGGCGUGACGACCCCGGCGUCUUGCGAACGAGCUUUGGAUUACUAUCGAAAAGUAGCGAAAAAAGUCGCGGAGGAAGUGUCACUGAGCGGUGGUCCGGUCGUUCAACGAGUGCGAUUGUUGGACGAGCAUGAGAACCCGGGCUACAGUUCCGGAAUCUUUGAUCAAGACCUAAUAGAGUAUUAUCAGUUGUUAGCUAAGAAAGGCGACACUCAGGCGCAGGUUGGACUCGGUCAGCUUCACUAUCAGGGUGGUAGGGGAGUUCCCUUGGACCACGAGAGAGCCGUGCAAUAUUUCCAACACGCCGCCGACGCUGGUAAUCCAGUAGCUAUGGCUUUUCUUGGGAAGAUUUACUUGGAGGGGAGUGAAAUCGUCAAGCAAGACAACGAAACCGCGUACAGAUAUUUCAAGAAAGCCGCCGAACUGGGCAAUCCAGUAGGGCAAAGCGGUCUGGGCCUGAUGUACUUGUACGGAAUGGGAGUGGAGAGAAACACUGCUAAAGCAUUGCAGUAUUUCAGUCAGGCUGCGGAGCAAGGCUGGGUCGACGGGCAACUGCAGUUGGGCAAUAUGUAUUUCAGUGGCAUCGGCGUGAAACGGGACUACAAAAUGGCAAACAAGUAUUUCAAUUUGGCCAGCCAGUCCGGCCACGUGUUGGCGUACUACAAUCUCGCUCAGAUGCAUGCUACUGGUACCGGCAUGAUGAGAAGCUGCCCGACAGCCGUGGAAUUGAUGAAGAACGUGGCCGAAAGGGGAAAAUGGAGCGACCAAUUGAUGGCAGCGCACACCGACUACAGAGAGGGCAGGGUGAACGAGGCGUUCCUCAAUUACGCUCUCUUUUCCGAGAUGGGUUACGAGGUAGCACAAAGUAACGCGGCGUUUAUCGUCGACAGAGGAGAGACCGACGUUUUGUCAGAAGAAGAGGGUUUAGUCAGAGCGCUCGCGCUCUGGGCACGAGCUGCCGCGCAGGGAUAUUCCGCGGCGCAGGUGAAACUUGGCGACGCGCAUUACUACGGUAGAGGGACGAAGAUCGAUUACGAGGCCGCGGCGGGCCAUUACCGUUCGGCAUCCGAGCAACAGCACAACGCUCAGGCCAUGUUCAAUCUAGCGUAUAUGCACGAACGCGGUCUAGGUUUAGCGAAAGAUCGGCACUUGGCGAAGCGAUGCUACGAUUUAGCCGCAGAUGCUAGUCCAGACGCGCGGAUACCCGUGGCGUUAGCUUUAAUCAAGCUCUCCUUCCUCUUUGGCCUCGAUUAUAUACAGGAAUUCAGUUUAGUCGAUCAAUUGGACAAGUGGGACGAACUGCUCGGACAGAAUUGGGAUCUAUACCUUAUCGGGUUACUCACAGGAAUACUUAGUCUUAUUAUAUACUUCCGCAGACCGCAGCCACCUCCCCCACUGAGACCUCCUGUUAACUAAAUUUUGUACUUUCACUCAAUUAUCUCGUACAUAGAUAUAAUAAAAGUAGACCUAGAUUUCUUUUAGGCUAAGUUUCGAAAGAAUUUUAUAAGAGACUCGUCGAUUGGAAAAAUCAUUUUUGAUAACGUGAUUCUCGUCCUUCUGAUGAUGCAGGUGAAACGGCAACCUUGAGAGGUCGGUGUUUACUUGAAUAUUCAACCGAUAAUUUAUCCCGUCUAUUCUGUGUACUGCUCUGAAAAAUGCUUCGUUUCGAUAUUUAUUAAGAAUUUCGUCACGUUACGUUCUGUGUAAUUGACAAUUGUGUCUGCAAUUUUUUUUCCAUACGUUUACUUAAUAUACAACCUCUGAGAGCUUAAUUCCUAGUUCAUAAAGUUCCAUUACUAUGCUCAAUGUAUGUCAUGUGAGUAGGAAUGUCGUUUAUAAAUGAACAGAUAUAGUAAACGAUUUUAGUUUUUCCUCUUUUUUUUUUCUACAAAAAUGAUACGAUAAAAUUAUCAAUCUGCCCAAGUUUACACAAUUUCGUGUGUUACUUUGAUAGAGAGAUGUUAAUGUUCAACUAUCUUUGCUGCGAUAUUAUUGCAUAUUUUAAAGUGGCUUUGGCUUGCCACUUAACUAAAUCAAUUUUAACUUUUUCUUGAAUAACACCUCUCUCUCUCCCCCUCUCUCUUUGUAAUUUCUUUAGAUUACACAUAAUACCUAUUAAGAUAUUAUGAAACAGUACUGUAAUAUAAAAUAUGGAUUAAAAAAUUGUUGAUUAUUUAUCUAA
Ooceraea biroi (clonal raider ant) is the source of this 3064-nucleotide messenger RNA. RefSeq names its product HMG-coA reductase degradation 3 (gene Hrd3). Gene Ontology annotation, molecular function: protein binding. Gene Ontology annotation, biological process: ERAD pathway. The record is from RefSeq and is a predicted model, not a curated record. Gene Ontology annotation, cellular component: endoplasmic reticulum membrane. Lineage: Eukaryota; Metazoa; Arthropoda; Insecta; Hymenoptera; Formicidae.